AUGGAACUUGUAAACGAUGAAUUCAUAGAUCUUGAUCUAUCCACUCCAACAACCUCUACUGCCAAAGCUGUAGAGAAUGUAGAGAAUUUAGAGAACAUAGAGAACAACAUAAACGUAAAGAACAAAAAGAAUAUAGAGGACAUAGAGAACACUGAGAACACUGACAACAACACUGACACUUCUUAUAAGAAUAGUUCCAAUUCGGGAACAACUACACCUACUCAUAACGAAACAUUAGGUGACGAUAAUAAUGAUCCUAGCGGAAAUAUUAGUCAGAAUAACAAUAGUAGUGGUAGUAUUAAUAAUGUCACAAAUAUAUCUUUAGAUAAAGAAAAAUUUGUAAAAGGUUUAUCAAUUCUAUUGAAGCCUGUUAUCGAAGAGAUGGAUAAUAGAAUUGUGGCAGUUAAAACAAGUCAGUUGGAAUUAAAUAAAGAGAUUGAAAGAUUGUUAGCAGAGCUACAAUUAUUCGUCGAAGCAACAGAAGCGCCACCUAUUCAACCUUCAAUUCAAAAAUUAGCGGUCGCCCGAAGGAAGUUAGCAAACACAAAUCAAACUUUGAAAAUUGUGCAUGACAGAGUUGAUCGAAUGUAUGCUCAAUUGAGUAAAGAAAAUGCUAUAAAUAAUAAAUCUGCUGCAUCCUAG
This is a messenger RNA of Diversispora eburnea, 642 nucleotides long. Lineage: Eukaryota; Fungi; Glomeromycota; Glomeromycetes; Diversisporales; Diversisporaceae. The record is from the annotation of a GenBank genome assembly.